UACACUUACGAGGUUGCGAUGCGUAGUUUCAAGUCACAUGUAGUGUUAUUAAUAUAGUAUUAUGUUUCUUUACCAGGCAGCAGUGUUAAUUCUUUUCAUGGUCGUUGUUAAUCAGGAGUGCGAAGGCACCUUUGAUAUUGACGAACCUUGUGGAUACUUAGGAAUGUGUCACAUUAACAAUUCCUACUGUAAUGAAAAGAAAAGAUGCGCGUGCAAGCCUGAUUACCCUUUGUAUAUAAUUGGAAAGACUUGUUCUAAAGCUAUUCAUAGAAGGCAGGGCUGUAUCUCUUCUAUUGAAUGCGAAAAGAGCGAUCGUAAUACGUUUUGUUCAAGAAAAAAGGGAAGUAUAUGUGAAUGUAAGCCGGGAUAUAUUUUUGACACAUUAAAUAAUUCGUGCAAAGGUGAGGACAAUGUUCAGUCGUAUGUUAUUAUGUUCAUAAUUCUUAUUAUUAUGGCCUUUGGACUGACCAUCGGGAUAAUUUUCUUGUUUUGUAGAAUUAAACGGAAAAAGAGAAACAUCCAGACCUCAGAGUUAAGCUGCUGUGGUAAGACAGUCCUUGGACGUAUGGAACAGUCUCGUUCACACGAACCAGUUGAAGAACCUCCUCCAACAUACGAAGAAGCUGUAGCAAUAGAUUUUCCAAGUGAUAUUAUGGAAAACAACUUGAGCCCUAACGAACUAAACUAUGAACAAUACUACUGCCCUUCCGCCCCAACUUAUUGUAAAUAGGUUUUCAGGAAACAAAUUCCUGCAUUAAAUAACCUUCAAGGCCUCGAAUAAUUUUUAUGAAAUGUGGUAAAACACAAGCAAAUACCAGAUAAAAAGCAACAACAAUAAAACAACAUAUAAAGAUUUUCAUCCCACAGAGCGCACAAGUCAUAUAUUUGGCUUCCCAUGGCUUAAAGCUAUUAUAAUUCCCAUUCAAGGGCACAAAGCUAUCAUAAUCUCCGUCCUACAGCACAAAGACAUCAAAACUAUCAAACUUUGCUUAUCGCAAAGGAAGUGUGAGAGAAAUGUUAGUAAAUGAUGUAAAUAAUGUUACAAAUUCAUUUUGAGAUAUAAUUUUAGCAGCAUUAUGUUCGAAGUGAGGGAAAGGCUCCAAACUGUAGAAUACCAAGAUUUUAAGCAAAGGUUACAGAAGAAAGGGACGCAGAAUUCAGACCUAAAACAUCGACUUUAUGAGAUUUUGUAAACUGAAUUGAAAGAUCUUAAAUGCAACGUUAUUCGUGACUACUAACUGUGUCUUGCUGCUGCAGAUUCUGUUAUAAAAUACGAAUAAAAAUAUAUUUGGCGCUUUGAUUUGUAGAAUGAGAAACUCACUCAGAAAUUUUACGUGCGUUAUGUGCUAGUCUUAUGCAUAAUACACUCCAUAAGGUUAAAGUUAUUAGGUUUUUUUUUUGUUUCUUAUUUCCUGCGUGUUUAUAUAAAUUCUUUAAAUAUAACUGGAAGUGGGAAGCUAAUAUAUAUGUUAAUAAUUCUGAUUUGCAGUCGCCUUAAAAGUUUGCAUAAGCACAGGACUAACCGUAAAAGUUUUCAUUUUCUAGUUGUUUAAAUCCAUCAUGUUUGCAUAAUCCACAGUACUAGCCAUAAAAUUGCUCAUUUCCUUAUUGUUUAAAUCCACCCUAGAUCGAUGUUUAAUAAAGGUUGAAACCUAUGAAAAAAUAUCCUCUCUGAACCAAAAGGUGGUCUUUAGUAACUUAUUAUUAUACGAAUUAUCUCUAUUUAACUAUUGCUUAGUAAACGAAAUUCUCCCAUUAACAUCAAACGAUACAAUUUAAGUAUCUAGUUAUAAAUAUUUCUUUUGCUACUGAUGUAUGUGCAUGAUACUAACGUUAUUCUAUAACUAUAUCUAUUUUUUAUACGUGUCUACUUUCUAACACAAUAGUAUAUACAUUUGAAUAAUACAUAUAGUUAUGUUUGUGUAUGUAUAUAUAUAAAACUGUAUCAUUUACGUCGUUGGUUGCAGUUAUUUCGAAGCUUGCUUAUCAGAGCUGUUCUUUGGAAUUACCUGAUAUAACGGUUUAACGUUUACGUAAAGCAGUAAAUGCACAAACAAAUCUAGUAGAAAAUAAAACUAUAUGUACAUGAAAAUCAAUUGUUUUCGAUUUUAUUCAGGAUAAUUGUACGUCAUGAAGUGUUUGUAUUCCUUCAUCUUGCCAUGCCUGAUUGUACUUACAGGCUGAUGAACUGAGCCAAUUUUUUUUUUCUCUUUAGUGCGUGUUUGAUUAUAGAGUUAUUUUCUGUCAUGUUAAUAAUAUAAGUGCUGUGGUUUAAGGUUAUGAGAGAGGUCGUUUUGGAAUUUAUAAAUAUGCAGUUUCUCAGGACAUAAUUACCUUAAAUGUACGUAAAGCUGGUAUGUUAUUAUUAUAGGGAAAAACCUCCGAAUUCUCCCUAUUGCAUCUUUUAGACCAGUUAGACAAAUAUUUAUAUUUUAAGGAAAUGUUGGAAUAAUUACGACAUUGCUUUACGUCCAUAUCUCAGAAUUGAGCUCAGCCUUACCAUGGAACCUUCUAAUACUUGGCCUCUGACAUAUAACUAUCUGAUCAAGGUGCGAAGAAAGGGUUGAUGACAACUGUUUCCUUCCCAUCACUAGUUGCAGUCAUUUAGUAUAGCUUAUAUGCCACGGUUGUCAAACGAGUCUUGAAGUUAUUCGAUAUCAAAGGUCAAAGUUUGCAUAAAGUAAGAAAAAUGCAUACAGCCAAUUUAGUAGAAAACAAAACUAUUUACAUAAAUUUGACACUGUUUUAGUCAAAGGUUAAUACAGUUUGAGGGGCUACUAGAGGUAAAAAUACAUAUCGUGGAGAGAUGGUUGCCCUGAGAGCAACUUCAAAGUCAGGACAUUAUAAGUCAUCAAUAUAAACAUCAAACUGAUUCAGUAAUUAUUAUUCAUACACAGCACGUGCUCAGUUCAAACGAGAUUGAAAAAUAAAAACAAAAUAUUUUCAACUACCUGAAACACAAAAAUGGUUUCUUAAGCCAAUGAUUAACUGGUGAACUAUUUAGGUUUAAUUCUAUACAUUGUUUUAGCGUCUACUUAAACAUAUGCUAGCAAGGUUUAUUAUAUGAGCUGUCUCAAACAAAGCAAAAUCAGCACAUAUUUUUGAAACACUCUUUCAAUAUUAGUCGAAGAUUCAAC
Messenger RNA from Limulus polyphemus (Atlantic horseshoe crab), 3137 nucleotides. RefSeq lists its product as uncharacterized. The record is from RefSeq and is a predicted model, not a curated record. Lineage: Eukaryota; Metazoa; Arthropoda; Merostomata; Xiphosura; Limulidae. The transcript is spliced from 6 exons. The coding region runs from base 62 to 730 and encodes 222 amino acids.